Molecule: messenger RNA, 648 nt
Organism: Melampsora larici-populina 98AG31
Lineage: Eukaryota; Fungi; Basidiomycota; Pucciniomycetes; Pucciniales; Melampsoraceae
Exons: 2
Coding region: 1-648 (215 amino acids)
Source: RefSeq, a predicted model, not a curated record
AUGGACUUCGCAUAUUACUUUCUCGCAGCUACCACUCGCCCUGCUACACAAGCCGGCUCGGAGGGGACGGGAUGGUGUGAAGAGUACACCUCUCACCCGGACCUGGCCGAGUAUGUUCGUAAGGAGUGCAAUUUCCCAACUGUGUUUGCUACACACACCCAGGGUCUUUCAGUUGAAAAGGCUGUUGCAAGCGCGAUUGGCAAGAACAAGCAACCCGAGACUACUAAAAGCGUGUCCUCAGGUGAUAAAGUCAAGGGAGACCUUGCGCUGUUAUUGCGCUCUCAAUUGGUAUUAGGUAUCGAAGCAAAAGGGUUUCCCCGCGGACCCGAUCCUGCUCAGUUAUUGCCAGAAAAAGGUUUCCCUGUUCGCCUCAUUCAAGAGGAUGGGUCCACUCUUCCACCCGAAGUCUUGAAACUGGGUUUCAAGGGUAUGAAUAGUAAGCGAUCACUAUGGCUUAACGAUGCACAAAACGGACUGUUCCGAUUCAAGAAGAUCUCUGCGGAUGAUGGCGAUGAUAGUCAACUCAACCAAGCCAAUGAAGACGAACCAGGCACACCCGCAGGGGAUGCAUAUUUAGAAGAAGAGGAGUGGAAAGGUUUGGACGAUGAGUGGAACGGAUUUUCCAACGCUGAAAGUGAUGAGACGUGA